Onychostoma macrolepis is the source of this 1818-nucleotide messenger RNA. It is a transcript of the gene cdca7b, whose product is annotated as cell division cycle associated 7b. The record is from RefSeq and is a predicted model, not a curated record. Gene Ontology annotation, biological process: regulation of DNA-templated transcription. Gene Ontology annotation, cellular component: nucleus. NCBI's taxonomy places the organism in Eukaryota, Metazoa, Chordata, Actinopteri, Cypriniformes, Cyprinidae.
UGUCAAUAAUAACAACUUCAAAGUGAGCUGAUGACCUCUUUAGUGACUGACUCGGCACACAAUCACCCCUCCGUUUUCUCACAGCCUCCGGUCCGCUCGUGUUGUUUUUUAAACCUUUCAUUCAUUAAAGAGUUUUAAUCACACACUGAUAAGCACGAAAAAUCACUUUAAUUCUUAAAAUGAUCAGAACACGCAGAGCAGCCUUGAAGGCAAAGCAGCUGGAAGUAACAGAUCUGUCAGAGGACAGCAGAGACAGCAUCCAGUCAAAGAGAUCCUGGAAGCCUGAUGUUUGCUUCAGGUCCAAAAACAUCACAGAAGAGCUGGCGCAGGCCUUCAUGGACACCGAGAGCGAGGGCGAGUUCGAGGGAUUCUCUGUGGACGAGUGUGACUGGAGAAAACCGGUGAGUCAGAGUGAGGGCUCUGAUAACGACAGCGACGACAAUGGCUUUUAUUCUGACGGAGAGGAACCAGCGUCUAAAAAGAGGCGCAGCUCUGGACUGUGUGUUGCAUUCAAGUUUCCCACCAAAAGAGGCCCCGCCCCUAAACGGAACACAGCCAAAAAAGGCAACAAAGAGGCCCCGCCCCCAGCCCCGCCCAUCAGCAAGAAGCCUGCAGGAGGAAACAGGAAGCGGCGCGAACCAGAACAAUCAAAAGAGUCUACUUUAUAUGAGCGCAUGCGUACAGAGAGCCAAUCAAAACCCUCUGAUAACAUGACCAAUGUGGAGAGUCUACUGACCGACGAAGAGAUGCAGAUACUGAGCAAAAGAGCCAAGAACAUCGAAGAAAAUAAAGCUAUGCUUGCAAAACUUUUUGCAGACUUGAGUUCUUUGCCUGAACUUCCUUCUAAGACGACACCUACGAAGAAAAAGAAGCCGUCCACCCCGAAACGGCGUUUUUCAGAGGUUCAGGUCGAGAGACGAAACCCGGGCCGCAAGGCCAGACCCCCGGAGCAUUUUGGGAUAGAGGUGGAGGAGAAACCGGCUCCUCAGAAGAGAGAGAGCGGACAGAUCGACAUCAAACGCCUGAUGGAGGUUAAGGAGGGUCUGGGAGACGCUCGGCCGAAGCAGAAGAAGCGUCGCUCGCGUGAAUCCAUACGAAUGCCGAAGGACAUCACUGAAGAAGAGCUGGAGAACGUCGCCGAUCGCGCCAAAGACAAAAUCCUGGACAAGGAGAACGGCAGCACGUGCCAUCAGUGCCGUCAGAAGACCCUCGACACCAAGACUGAGUGCAGGGGCCUGUACUGCGGCGGGGUCAAAGGUCAAUUCUGCGGCCCCUGCUUACGCAACCGCUAUGGAGAAGACGUCCGACAGCUGCUGGAUCCCACGUGGGAGUGUCCCAUCUGUCGAGGAGUGUGUAACUGCAGUCUGUGUCGUAAGCGGGAUGGACGCUGCGCGACCGGCGCUCUCACCAGACUCGCCAAAUUCUACGGACACGACAACGUCCGGGAAUAUCUGGAGAGUCUGCAGAAGGACGUGGAGUGAGGACGAUCAUCGCUGUGACAGACCUGAUGGGAAUCAGACUGAUCGUUCGCUCCUGACACUUUUAAAGUUGAGCAAGAAAACACUGAGAGUUUCCAUCAGUGUUCAGCAAUGAUAUGCAAACCAGUCCUUACUUUUAAACUUCAUGAUGUUGUACUGUUUUUACUGAUUUUGUUUUAAUGAAUCAUACUGUUCUCCUGCUAAUUAAAGGCAGAGGUAUCAUGAGAUCCUGUAACAGAUGUUUCUGAUUACAGAGCCUUUUCUCUCAUUUGCACAAUUUGUGUUUUUCUCUGAAAUUUGUUUAUUGGAAAUUAGUUUAAAUAAAGGUCCUUUUAUUUCA